Nicotiana tabacum (common tobacco) is the source of this 378-nucleotide messenger RNA. The record is from RefSeq and is a predicted model, not a curated record. NCBI's taxonomy places the organism in Eukaryota, Viridiplantae, Streptophyta, Magnoliopsida, Solanales, Solanaceae.
AUGCUGCCGUACCCAGGCAAUACCUACAUUGAUCCAUUGGAAAUCCAAAUUCGGGAAAGGCAUGGUUAUUGUAAUAUGGUUGAAACAACACCAAAUACCCAACCAUGGUAUCAUGACAUCAGAAGGUUUUUGAAAACGCAAGAAUAUCCCGAGCAAUCCAGUAGAGACCAGAAGAGAACCAUUAGGCGACAUACGAGUGGUUUCUUUUUUAGUGGUGAUGUCUUGUACAAGAGAACUCCGGACCUCAACUUGUUGAGAUGUGUUGACGCGGAAGAGGCUGGAAGAAUCAUGCAUGAGGUACACACGGGAGUAUGCAGACCCCACAUGAAUGGGCAUGUUUUAGCAAAGAAAAUUUUCGAGCGGGCUAUUACUGGAUGA